CGUAUGUCUAUGGGCAUCUUCGCUGCUAGGAACUACUGCACGCUGGUCUGAUAUCGUGACGAGCCGUUUUUACUGUAACACAAAGCGUUAUUAACUUGGAGCUGAUUACCUUUUUGUCUUGUAGGGUCGUCUUAAUGGCAGGGGAAGAAGCAACUGGCGUUGAUCUCAGCAGGAAGUUUGUGUCUGAGUCAGAGCUUGAUGAGAGGAGGAAGAAGAGACAGGAAGAAUGGGAAAAGGUCCGCAAGCCUGACGAUCCAGAGGAGGUCCCAGAGGAGGAAUACGAUGCACGCUCGCUGUUUGAGCGACUGCAGGAGCAGAAAGACAAGAAACAACAGGAUUUCGAGGAGCAGUUUAAAUUCAGUGUUUCUAUGGCGACAGGGAACAUGGUGAGAGGAUUGGACGAGGAUGAGAGCAGUUUCUUGGACGAGGUGUCCCGGCAACAGAGCCUGGUCGAGAAGCAACGGAGGGAUGAAGACAAGAAAGAGCUUUUGGAGUAUAGAAGCGCUCUGGUGAAGCAAGCAGCCAGAGAGAGCCGCAGAGAGCCCGAGAAGAAGGCGCUGCCUAAGCCUUUAGGGGCGGAGCAUAAGACCAGUCACCUGUCUCAGGCCCAUUUAUUGGCUGGAGCUGUGAAAAGGCGCAACUCCUCGCAGUCAUCAGACAGCAGUAAGAAGCUGAAGGUGGAAAUCACGCCAGCAGCAGCAACAGAAGAGACAGGAAAUGGAGAAAGACUCACAGAACAGGAGCGUGAAGCACGAGGAGGGACGGGGGAGGCCGAGGAUCAGCGAGCAGUUCCCGGCCUGACGGCCAAAUCGCCGUCGGCUCCCCUGAGCUCCCACCAGGGCGUCAUACACCUGCCGUCAGCAGCCAUGUGUGUCGGUGUUUUACCGGGACUCUGUGUUUAUUCUGGCAGCAGCGACUCUGACAGCAGCUCGGACAGCGAAGGUAGCGUAGAUGCAAUCAUGUCUCCAUACCCGCGGCACAACAGGGCCUACAGAUAAAUACAGAAUAGAACACAAUCGACACACACACACACACACACACACACACACACACUUGCAAGCUUGCAACAAUUAGAAAACUGCUACACAGAUUAAAAGUUUCACACACUUAAUGAAUUGAAUAUUCCUAACACAGACCCCAUGUUCCUCUUGUUUUCAUAGCUGUAAAUGAAAAUGUCGUUAAAUGCUAGUCUGAACCAGAUCUGUUUGUGUUUUAUUUAUUUUUUUGUUGUUGUGGCUCCAAAAUGUGACACACACCCCUUCCUUCCCUCGAUCAAAUCUCACACAGUUUAAGCUGAGCAACCAUUCCCGCACUGCCUCCCCCGACGACAUCCCGCCCCCCCCUCCCAUGUGCCCCCCUCCCAGCUGAAGCCACAGCGACUGCAAGCUGUGCUAUUGGCUGAAGGAACAGUGAUUGACAGCUGUGGAGAAAAGGACGAGGCUGCCUUAGACUGUCAGCAGCAGUGAGGAGUCUCACUCGCUGGCCACUUACUUUCCACCAGGGUGAAAAGCAGAGUUGGAAUGGUUUGAAAAAGGAUUUUGUUUGUGUUAUAUAAUAAUGUAUGAUCCCAUCAGCAGUUUGUUUUCAAGUCCUAUUGGAAUGAUGCUGAACUGUUUGUUGCUGUCUCAACAUUGGAGUGCUGUUUUGUUGGUCUGUGUCUGAACAGAAAAAUAAAGAACUUGCCCUUUUA
Cololabis saira (Pacific saury) is the source of this 1690-nucleotide messenger RNA. RefSeq names its product proteasome activator subunit 3 interacting protein 1 (gene psme3ip1). Lineage: Eukaryota; Metazoa; Chordata; Actinopteri; Beloniformes; Belonidae. Bases 135 to 998 code for a protein of 287 amino acids. The record is from RefSeq and is a predicted model, not a curated record. Gene Ontology annotation, cellular component: nucleus. The transcript is spliced from 7 exons.